AUGUCCGGGACUACACCUACUGCGAGUUACGUUUGCCAUCAUAAUAAGCUCACCAAAUGUUUUGACGAUAUCAUGAAAACAGCGGCAGAGAUGCUGGUACAGCAGCAAAUUAAGAGCAUCCAGCUGAGCUCAGACAUAGCGGCCGGUUUCACUCAGUCGCAGCACAAGCUGCUGGGGGAAAAAGUACAUACAUUCCAUUCAGUACUGGAUGACUUGGAUCUGACUCUCACAACUGCUAAAAACUGCGUCGACAAAUUCGCAGCAGAAGCCGUAGAACGCAGAGAGAAACUACUGGAGCAACAAAGGAUGCAACAGAUGAAGGAGGAGAAGCUGAAACAAGAGCAAGAAGAUCGCAAAAGACUGGCAGAUGCUCGCAAAGUCAACGAGUCGGCGGCUUUAGACAGCACAGACUACUCAGAAUCUACGCCAAGCACAUUUCUCAACGAGCUAUCCAAAUCUAGUCUUGCCGGUCCCAAUCUCAACCUAAAAGCGACUGCCGCAGGCACUACCGGCAACAAAAACGAUGGAAACGACGGCAGUAAUAAUAACAGUCAUAAUGCCAGUGGUGCUAACAAUGGCUACUCCGCAGGACUUAAUGACCUCAAUGAUCUUGAUCUUUCCAUGUUCGGCGGCAUUGAGCAAAACGAUUUGGGCCUCACAGGAUUUGACGAGGCCCCAGUUGCUUCAAACAACGAUAAGAACCCUGUAGGCGAAAACGGUUUCAACGCCUCUGUGCAACCCAAUAAUGACGAGGGCAAUGGCCAAGCGCUUAAUAACGAUCCCACCGCCAACAACACCGAUAGUUAUCUGACUUUAAAUGAUUUUAAUGACCUGGGGCUGGACUGGAAUACAUCAGAAGGUCAGAAUGCGCUAGAUAUGAGCGAAUUCGACAUUUAG
Molecule: messenger RNA, 897 nt
Organism: Lachancea meyersii CBS 8951
Lineage: Eukaryota; Fungi; Ascomycota; Saccharomycetes; Saccharomycetales; Saccharomycetaceae
Source: the annotation of a GenBank genome assembly